UUUCCCCCGCCUUGCGUCGACCGGCGUUCAGAAAAAAUCACCUCAAUCACUUUGUCCCAGGACAGAGUCCCUGAAGCAGAAGAAAAGUCCAAGAUGCCUAAUCACAAUCCAGCACCACCGGAGUCGCAGACAGACAAACAUGGAGAUGGAGUACUACAAGCCCUUGAAGAAGAAGAAACGGGGAGCAGCAGUACUAGUACUAAUGAAGCCAAAGGCACGUGGAAACACGCGGCCUUCCACGUGGCAACUACUAUAGCAACCCCUGCUGCUUAUGCUCCUCUUCCUUUCGCUGUAGCCUCUCUCGGUUGGCCUUUCGGGGUAAGCAGUUUAGUGGGUGCAACGAUUGCAACAUGGUAUUCAAGUCUGUUGAUUGCUUCUUUGUGGGGAUGGAAUGGCAAGAAACAAAUCACAUACAGGCAUCUUGCACACAGCAUCUUUGGGUUCUGGGGUUACUGGGCGAUUGCAUUCUUUCAGCAGGUGGCUUCUUUGGGCAAUAACAUUGCCAUCCAAAUUGCUGCUGGAAGCAGCCUCAAGUCAGUUUACAAGCAUUUCCACAAGGAAGGAACACUAACAUUGCAGCACUUCAUCAUAUUCUUUGGGGUCUUUGAACUCUUCCUCUCCCAACUCCCUAAUAUCCACUCCUUGAGGUGGGUCAAUGCCUUGUGCACCUUCUGCACAAUUGGCUUUGCUGCUACAACAAUUGGUGUCACCAUAUAUGAUGGUAAAAAUAUGGAUAGAAGUUCAGUUACUUAUGGUUUGCAAGGAAGCAAUCCUCAAAAGAUUUUUAGGGCCUUCAAUGCUCUUGGUGCCAUUGCCUUCUCAUUUGGAGAUGCAAUGCUUCCAGAAAUACAGAAUACAGUGAAGGAGCCUGCAAAGAAGUAUAUGUACAAGGGUGUGUCAGCUGCAUAUAGUGUUAUUGUCUUCAGUUAUUGGCAAUUGGCCUUCUUUGGGUAUUGGGCAUUUGGAUCAAAUGUCCAGCCUUACAUAUUGGCUUCUCUGACUCAUCCACAAUGGACAAUUGUCAUGGCUAAUCUCUUCGCUGUGGUUCAGAUUUCAGGUUGCUAUCAGAUCUAUUGCAGGCCAACGUAUGCCUACUUUGAAGAAACAAGUCUAUCAAAGAAAACUACCAACCAUUCCCCUUUCAGAAACAGCUUAAUCCGGCUAGUAUUCACCUCCAUUUACAUUGUUCUGAUCACACUUGUGGCAGCAGCCAUGCCAUUUUUUGGUGACUUUGUGUCUAUCUGUGGAGCAAUUGGGUUCACUCCAUUGGACUUUGUUUUCCCAGCAAUAGCAUACCUUAAAUCUGGAAGGAUGCCCAACAACACCAAACUUAGUUGCUUAUUGAAGAUCCUUAAUGUGUCUAUUGCUUCCUGGUUUUCCAUUGUAGCAGUACUAGGAUGCAUUGGCUCAGUAAGAUAUAUAAUAGAGGAUGUCAAGACUUAUAAGUUCUUUCAUGAUAUGUAGAAGCUCAAAAAAAAUUGUAUAUUAAUAUUAAUAUGUUAUAUUUUUGUUA
Molecule: messenger RNA, 1513 nt
Organism: Tripterygium wilfordii
Lineage: Eukaryota; Viridiplantae; Streptophyta; Magnoliopsida; Celastrales; Celastraceae
Product: GABA transporter 1-like
Exons: 7
Coding region: 94-1464 (456 amino acids)
Cellular component (GO): plasma membrane
Source: RefSeq, a predicted model, not a curated record